Messenger RNA from Hymenoscyphus albidus, 1985 nucleotides. The record is from the annotation of a GenBank genome assembly. Lineage: Eukaryota; Fungi; Ascomycota; Leotiomycetes; Helotiales; Helotiaceae.
GUUUGGUCUUAUUUUGAUGGACAAUAUUGCGAGAAUGAAGACCCGUACAUUUGUUCUUAUAUUGACAUCGUGCCUGACAUCAUUAACGAUAGCUUCUCUCCUCCCCUUUGAAGAAAUCCAAUUGCAACAACAAGAUCUUUCAAGUUUGAGUCCAGAGGAAGCAUCUCUCGUUUCCUCCCCAGAACUAUCAUCUAUUACGAAUUCAAAAGUAGGAGAUUGUAAAGUGUUCCCCGGAGAUGCAGAUUGGCCAUCUGAGAAUUCGUGGGAUGUGUUAAACAGAACUGUGGGAGGAGCUUUGAUUAAAACUGUUCCGCUUGCUGCGAGUUGUUAUGAGGGGGCUUAUUAUGUUUGUUUCUCGCUUCGUUUCUGGGCUGGAGGAAUUCAUAUUGAUUCAAUAACUUAGGAUAAAACACAAUGCGAUUUCAUAACCCAAAACUGGCAAGAUUCAAGCAUCCAGUAAGUCCUCCUCUUCUCUCCCCCUCUAAACCCUCACUAACAAAUAUAUCAAAAGCGUAUCUCACCCCUCAUCUGUCCUAUCCCCUCUCUAUCAAGGAAACACCUGUCUCCCACCCAGCCUCUUGAACGCCACCUCCUGCACAUUGGGCGGCUACCCAACCUACGUCCUAAACAGCACAACAGUCUCACAAAUCCAAGCGGGCGUAAACUUCGCGCGAAAUACGGGAAUCCGACUGGUCAUCAAGAAUACAGGCCAUGACUUCUCUGGGAAAUCAGGUGGUGCUGGUGCUCUAAGUAUAUGGACGCACAACCUGAAUGCUAUUGAGUAUAUACCCGUGUAUGAGGAUGAUGCAUUAGGAUAUAACGGCCCCACUUUCAGGGGAGGCAGUGGUGUUCUAGCCCGAGAUUUAUAUGAAGCUGCCGAUGCUCAAGGUAUGAUAGUAGUAGGAGGCGAAGGACAAGACGUCGGGGUUCUAGGAGGUUAUGUCCUUGGAGGCGGGCACUCGCCUUUAUCCUCUAUCUACGGACUUGCAUCUGAUCAAGUCCUUUCCAUGUCCAUCGUGUUAGCGAACGGGUCAUUCGUAACCACAUCCAGUACCUCACACCCUGAACUGUUCUGGGCUCUGAGGGGAGGAGGAGGUUCAACCUUUGGCGUCGUGACAUCCGUCACUGUGAGGGCAUACCCGACACUCCCCACAACAACCGCACGCUUCUCAUUCACAGCUCAGACAAUAGAGAAGUUCAUGACAGGCGUGAAAGCGUAUUGGGACCUAUUCAUCAAGUUAGCAGACGCAGGGACAUACUCCUAUUUCUUCAUCAUCCCCGGUGCCAUCCCAACCUUCAUAAUGCUCGGAUUCGUAGCUCCAAACCAGACCACCACACAAGUCCAAUCCUUACUCCAACCCUGGUUCUCCAUCCUAACAUCCCAAAACAUAACCUUCCUCCAACCCCCAAACAUCACCACCUACACCAGCACCGCACAAGCCCUCCUCUCCACCUUCCCCACCGAGACCCUCCAACCAGACGGCCUAAUCGGCUCUCGCCUCUUCCCCCGCUCUGCGCUCACCCCCUCCUCACCACUCGCAAAUGCAACCUGGGAAGCGUGGUCCGACUCUAUUAACAAGGGAGUAGUAAUAGGCUUCAACUUCCGCGCGCCGAAUAUUCAUAAUUUGACAACAUCUGUGUUGCCCGCCUGGCGCGAUAGCGUCUUCCAUUGUAUUCAAGGCUCUGCACCCUGGGUUCCGGGAAGGGAGAAGGAGGUCAGAGAGGAAUUUGAUGGGAGGAUGGAGAGAUGGAAGGCGGUGCUUGGGGAUGAGGUUACUGGGAGUUAUAUGGGGGAGUCGAGUCCGGAGGAAGUGGGAUGGCAGGAGAGCUUUUGGGGGAGUAAUUAUGGACGGUUGGUGGAGGUUAAAAAAGAUGUUGAUCCGGGGGAUGUGUUUUGGGCGCUUGAGGCGGUGGGGAGUGAGGGGUGGAGUGUUAAGACGGGGGCGGUGAUUCCAGAUGGGGAUGGGAGGUUGUGUAGGAUUUGA